Quercus robur (English oak) is the source of this 2259-nucleotide messenger RNA. RefSeq lists its product as uncharacterized. The record is from RefSeq and is a predicted model, not a curated record. The coding region runs from base 245 to 1981 and encodes 578 amino acids. Gene Ontology annotation, cellular component: cytoplasm; nucleus. The transcript is spliced from 6 exons. Gene Ontology annotation, molecular function: RNA binding. NCBI's taxonomy places the organism in Eukaryota, Viridiplantae, Streptophyta, Magnoliopsida, Fagales, Fagaceae.
CCACAUUGCCUUGCUCACCAAGCAAACACAAUAUUCCUCUUCAUGAUUUCACGCUUGCUAUAAAAUACCUUACUGAGCCUCUCUCUGUCUCUCUCUCUCUCUGUCUCUCUCUUUUCUUUGAAAACCAUGAACCGCCUCCGCUAGGGUUAGGGUUUUUGAUUCUCAAUGAUCUCUCUUUUUCGUGUCUGAAAAACCCCUGUUCUCUCUCUCUCUCUGUCAGUCUCUGUGUGUGUGUCUCUCUCUAAUGGCUAGGCAAGAAAACUUAAACUUGUUCGCCCUUUUGGGUGAUGAAGCAGAAGACAGCGACGACGUUUCGACGCUCAUCGAAAGCGUCGUGAAGGUCGACCCUAGAGUGGCGGCGGAGGAGAAGAGGAGGAAGAAGAAAAAGAAUAUGGAGGCGGAGAAACCUAUAGGUAUCAAUUUGGAUGUGGAUUCCAAUAACUAUAAGAGCAACAACAACAACAACAACAUCGUCGUCGAUAUGAGAGCGAAGCCUAUUGUGCUCCCUGAACAUGUUACAAGAAGAGAUAUUGUUGUAAAUAAAAAGCAGUCAGACGAGCAGGGUCAGAGUCGUGGUUCUGAAAGGUUUGGGCCAGGUGGGAAUGGUUCUCAACGUAAUUAUGGAGGGGCUGAUGGAUAUCAGCGUAACAAUGGAGGGCGGAAUGGUUAUCAACGGAGUAACAGGGGAUCUGAUGGCUAUCCUCCAAAUAAUGGAGGGGCUGAUGGAUUUCAGAGAAACAAUGGAGGGUGUUAUAAUGGAGGUGCUGAUGGAUAUCAGAGUAACAAUGGAGCGCGGAAUGGUUAUCAACGGAGUAACAGGGGAUCAGAUGGCUAUCAGCCCAAUAAUGAAGGGGGUAGUGGUUAUAAUGGGAACAAUGGAGGGGAAAAUAGUUUCCAGAGGACUGAGGGAGCUGAUGCUGUAAAUGCGGUAGGGGAUGGUUGGCAGGUGCAGGGGCGUGUUCGUGUCAGUGGAGGCAGAGGGAGAGGGGGAGGUAGGGGAAGAGGCCGUGGUAGAGGGAGGGGAUUUAAUGAAGGUCACGAGUUUGGAAGUGAGAACCAAGAUGUUGUGAGCAGUUAUCCAUCUGAUAAGCCAGGCCAGGAUACAAAUGAUGGUGGCAGUGUGGAACAGAAUGAGUUUCAGGGUAAAGUUCGCAAAAGUGAGGCACUAUCUGAUGAGAGACCUAGAAAUGUGAAUUGGGGUACUGGUGGUGGUAGAAAGGGUAAUGGUAGGGGAAAUCAUGGUUUCAGGGGACAAGAUAGCCGUCCUUAUGAUAGACAAUCUGGACCUAAUAAUAGAAGAGGUGAAGUGUCUAAUGAUACUGAAGCGAAGGAAAACCGUGGUGGUGAUAUUGGGACUGCAGUGCAAGUUGAUAACAGUGCUGGAGCUGAAUGGGAUAUUCCUGUGACUACUGAAGAACCUAAAGAUGCAGAUCAUGAACAAGGGAAGCUUAAAGCUCAAGAUAAUUCUGAAAAGAAGGCCAAACAUGCUGCUGAUGAUGAUGAAGAAGAGAAGAAUAUGACACUUGAGGAAUAUGAGAAGGUGUGUUUUGAGAAGAGGAAAGCAUUGGAAUCUUUGAGAAAGGCUGAGCAGAGAACGGUCACUCUUGAUAAGGAUUUUGAGUCAAUGCAACUUGUUGAGAAAAAGAAAGAUGACAGCCUUGUCAUCAAACCGAAGUCCGAGGAGAAGCUUAAGAAGAAAAAUAGCCUUGAAAAAGAUGAGAAAGCUCGGAAGUCGAUGAACAUUAAUGAAUUCCUGAAACCAGCUGUUCCUGCUCGUGGUGGCCGUGGCCGUGGUCGUGGUCGGGAGCGUGGGGGCCAAGGUGAGUUUAAGGGUGAGCGUGGUGCCCGAGGUGAGUUUAGGGGUGAGCGUGGUGCCCGAGGUGAAUUUUUGGGACAGCGACCUCAGGUGGAGGAUGUUCCUGCCCCUAGCAUUGAAGACCCUCAACAAUUUCCUGUUCUGGGAGGAGCUAUCAAAGCCUGAAUUUUGUUGGUCGUUGGAUCAAUUUUUUUUUUUUUUUUUUCAUCUUAUAUUGGGGCACUAGGUUCUAGCUUCUACUUGGGCCAUAAUUUUGAAUAGUCUUUGGAGGGUUUCUACUUAGGCAUCUCUCUUCUUUUGGAACAGCUUCGAGUUUCUACUUAGAAUCUUGUUGUCACGUCUAUGCUUUAACAGGAUUUGGUAAAAAUUUUCGAUGUGUAUUAUGCAAUUCUGUUUCUGUGUUUCAUUUCUUAUGAUAGUUAUAUCAUUAGUUUUUCUGUCAA